Molecule: messenger RNA, 585 nt
Organism: Oncorhynchus kisutch (coho salmon)
Lineage: Eukaryota; Metazoa; Chordata; Actinopteri; Salmoniformes; Salmonidae
Product: glycine-rich protein DOT1-like
Exons: 1
Coding region: 1-585 (194 amino acids)
Source: RefSeq, a predicted model, not a curated record
AUGUUGAUGGCAGAAGGGCCAGGGGGAGGGCAGAAGGGCCAGGGGGAGGGCAGAAGGGCCAGGGGGAGGGCAGAAGGACCAGGGGGAGGGCAGAAGGACCAGGGGGAGGGCAGAAGGACCAGGGGGAGGGCAGAAGGGCCAGGGGGAGGGCAGAAGGACCAGGGGGAGGGCAGAAGGACCAGGGGGAGGGCAGAAGGACCAGGGGGAGGGCAGAAGGACCAGGGGGAGGGCAGAACGGCCAGGGGGAGGGCAGAAGGGCUAGGGGGAGGGCAGAAGGACCAGGGGGAGGGCAGAAGGGCCAGGGGGAGGGCAGAAGGGCCAGGGGGAGGGCAGAAGGACCAGGGGGAGGGCAGAAGGGCCAGGGGGAGGGCAGAAGGACCAGGGGGAGGGCAGAAGGACCAGGGGGAGGGCAGAAGGGCCAGGGGGAGGGCUGAAGGGCCAGGGGGAGGGCAGAAGGACCAGGGGGAGGGCAGAAGGACCAGGGGGAGGGCAGAAGGACCAGGAGGAGAGCAGAAGGGCCAGGGGGAGGGGGAGGGCAGAAGGGCCAGGGGGAGGGCAGAAGGACCAGGGGGAGGGACUGACUGA